This is a messenger RNA of Rhinichthys klamathensis goyatoka, 1083 nucleotides long. Its product is annotated as SLAM family member 8. The record is from RefSeq and is a predicted model, not a curated record. Bases 109 to 942 code for a protein of 277 amino acids. The transcript is spliced from 5 exons. NCBI's taxonomy places the organism in Eukaryota, Metazoa, Chordata, Actinopteri, Cypriniformes, Leuciscidae.
GUCGACUGUGUUUUGGAUUAGGAUUCACUAUCUCUGGGCCGGCGUGAAGGAAGGCCAACGGCUUCGACGUCAAUAACCUGUAGAUUUACAUCGACAAGCCAACGAGCAAUGAGUCCAUGGAGAAUCCUGCUACUCUGUGCCGUGUGUAUUCAUCAAGUGUGCGGUAGAGAGGAACCUAUUACUGGUUACCUCGGCCAAUCAGUCGUCUUGAAAACUGGUGCAGACGCAUCAUGGACCCUCACCAAAGUUCACUGGUCCAUUUAUACAAACACAACAUUCAUUGCAAGUCUAAAGGAUGGUAAUGUGACUUUAUAUCCUUUUUGGACACAUCGUGGUCGGCUUGAGCUCGACAACAAAACGGGAGAUUUGACAAUAAAAAAUUUGACUAUGGACGACAGCAUGAUCUACACUGUGACCCUGGUCUCCUCCAAUGAUGUUCGAAACAACACUGAAUUUCAACUCACAGUCCGAGAACGACUCAAUGAACCGGAGAUCCAGAAAAUGCUUGAUUCCCUCAAAGACGGCCAAUGCCACGUGGCCCUUAAUUGCACUGCGUCUCACCAAAAUGUGAAUCUGUCCUGGACUCCCGACGGAGAGUUCAACGGAUUGUAUAUUUCUGGAAACGCCGUCGGCUCUUCGUUGGUUCUUUUUACGUCAUUCAGUGGAGACCGAAACGUGACGUUCAACUGCACCGCCUCCAAUGGUCAACAGACAGAGACCAAACAAAUCACAGUGGGAUGUUCAGAAGAGAAGUGUGAAGUCUGCAACACUGGCAGUUCGUGCGGUUCAUGCACUCCGUCUGUGAUGGGGGCUAUUGUGAUUACAAUUGUGCUUCUUUUGCUUGUAGCAUAUGCAUUUACAAAGAGAGAAAGAAUUAAAGAUGCCUUCACUGCCAUACUCCGUUGCUCCUGGAAUCUAAUAACACAGAGAUCACAGAAGUAAUGGACUCAGCGGUUUACAGCAACACUUAUCCUAGGUCUUCCUUUUUUGAAGUGGUAGCAGUCCUGACUCCGGGGCCUCUGGUGGUGAGGAAAAUAAGAGACCCUACCAAAUGGGACAAGACAUGGAGGACAAAAACACUUC